This is a messenger RNA of Postia placenta MAD-698-R-SB12, 4632 nucleotides long. RefSeq lists its product as hypothetical. Lineage: Eukaryota; Fungi; Basidiomycota; Agaricomycetes; Polyporales; Adustoporiaceae. The coding region runs from base 1 to 4632 and encodes 1543 amino acids. The transcript has 12 exons. Gene Ontology annotation, molecular function: protein binding. The record is from RefSeq and is a predicted model, not a curated record.
AUGGUUUUUCUUCUCAGAUCGUAUCCCUUGAGCUUCGUAUCUACCGGCGCUUUGUGCUUGGUGUACCUUUCACAAUCAGCCUUCGGGGCGAUCCGUGUCUAUGCUAUCCAGGGUGGAGCCUGGAUGACAGCAGUCGUUGUGAUGUCAUUGGGGCUCGUUCCCGUUGCCACUAAUAUCGAUAUCCCUCAUUUCCUUGCUCUUCAGAGAUGGAUCAGCUCAGUGAUCCUGUGUCGCUUCUUCCUCAAUCUUCGACAAGCUGCUAAUUCGAACGACGACCUCAUCACGAGCUCGGAUAGGUCAUUCUUUGGUAUUACAUCAAGGAUCAUCGGGAACAUGGGCGAGAUGCUGGAAGAGGAUUCUCUCGAAAGCGACACCCUCGUGGGCACCUAUUAUGGCACCGAAAUCGACGAUGAAGGAGAUCUGUUGCCCUCUGAUAAUACGAGCGAGAUGCUCUUCAAUCGUUCGAAGGGGACGCUCGCAGCGACCUACCAGCUCGUCUCGGAGAUGACAACGACUCGUUCGUACAGUAGUUCGGUAGCGACGAACUCAAAUUCCGAAGGCCAAACUCUAGAUUAUCUUCAUGGGAAAAGACGCCAGGAUCACGACCAGCUUGCACUCGACCCGAGUAAGCCGUUCAAUGAACCCGACGCUGACGUGGUUAUCCGCACAUCCGAUAUGGUCGACUUCUACGUCCACGUCGUGAUCCUACGGAUCGCAUCACCGUUCUUUAAAGACAUGUUCAGUCUACCCCAGCCCCGCAGCGGCGGACUUGACGCCCCUGAGAUAAUCCUGGUGGCGGAAGAUAGUAAGACACUCGAUUGUCUUCUCAGAAUGUCUUACCCAAUUGAGGAGCCUCUGCUGACUGACCUCGGGCUCGUGGGGUCCGUUUUGAAGGCCGCUAUGAAAUACCAGAUGGACACCUCGGUCAAGAAGUUGCGGAGAAUGCUCUCUGCCUUCAGUAAUCCUCUUCGCGUAUUCACCAUUGCCUGCACCUGCAGGCUCGAGAAGGAGGCGCAGCUUGCCGCCCAGGAGUGGGUGGAGGAUCAGCAGUCCGCCGUCACGGACUACAUUGACGAGAUGGACAGCAUUCCCGCAGGGUCGUACUUCCGACUCUUGCAUUUUCACAGCGCGUCUCGCGCAGGAAAAGCUGUGCCCGAAGGGUAUCGUUUCUGCAGCCCCGCAGCGGCUGCCGCUCCUGAGGCUGCGGACGCGGUGACCACUGCCUUCGUCAUCCCUCCUCCCUUCGAUGUCCCAGCGUCGCCCACAGAUGUCAUUGUCCGCUGCCUCGACGCUGACUUCUACGCCGAUCGCGGUGUACUCCUACUCUCGUCUCCGAAGUUGAAGGCGAUGCUCAAUGACCCUGAGCUCAAAUCGGAAGGCGAUCGCAGCGUGAUAUCCCUGCGUGAACGCCAGGAGGUCCUCCUCAUCUUGCUUCAGCUCACCUACCCCGGUACACUCCCCGAGCUGGACGACUGGCACAUGCUGACAGCGGUCGUCGAGGCCGCCGGAAGGCUCGAGAUGACGCGCGCGGCCGAGCUCGCGAAGAAGCAGUGGAUCUCGCAGAUCGAGGCGCAUCCCCUCCCGUCGUACUUCGUCGCGACGCGCAACGGCUGGGACGAGCUCGCGCACGCCGCAGCAAAGCAUGCGUUGCUCAUUUCCGCCGACGAGUAUGUCCCCGAGAUGGAAUCCGUCGACGCGCGCUCGUACCGCCAGUUCCUCCUCUACCGCCAGCGCUGCCGCGCGCUCGUCACUGUGGCGCGCCGCCAGAUCGUCGCGGACCGCAACGUAGGCAAACAAGAGGCGUACGACGUGUUCUUUGACGAGCGUGAGCGGGGCAUGUCUCUCGACUACACGUUGCACCGUGCGUGGGCGCUGUGUGGCGCUGCGUCUGAACCGAUGGACCCGCCGAGGCAAUCGGCGUCGGCGGCGAACGCACCCGCAGCCGGGCUGGGGGGUGCGUGGCCCGCCAUUGUGGCCCAGCUCUUCUCGGUGCGGAGCUGUCACUCCGGGGAAAUGCUCGACAUCAUCUACUCCUGCGAGGAACACGGCGGGGGUGCUGUGGCGGCUAUCGACCAGAUGCCGGUUCCUGGCGCCACUAUGCAGCCAGCGUCGUGUGAAGGGCAUGCGCUCAACAUCAUCAUCUACGCGACGCACGCAGCCACCAUGGAGAACGGAUGGAUGCGCGGCAAAUUUUCCGACUUGGCGCCACUCGGCAGUGUUGAGUCACUCUUCCCCCCUGUGGCUUACACUCUGGACCACCAGCCGCCCAGACAGCCUGUCCAACCCCUCGCGUACGAUGACGAUAACGUACAGAUCCCCGCGCACAAACGGCCGGCGGAGGAAGAGGUAUCGCAGCCGAUUCACAGGACGCUGCGAGACAACAAUUAUGGUAUUCAUCCCUGGGCCACGUACAAAGAUAUCACUCGCGCCCCGCCUGCAGAGUGGCCUCGUGAGCCCUCUCCGCCUGUGUUACAAGCUAACACUGCCGGCCAGGGAACAGCAUCCCGAAUUAGCGUUACAGCCAAGCACCGCCAGGCAGCCAUCGCAGACGUGCCUCAACCUGUCGCUGGUUCGUCAAACAGCGUCCCUGGAGCGGCUACAGCGGGAAGAAGUUCAGUUGGCAAGCGAUGUUUCUGCUUUUUCUGCGGCAGCAGUUUCGCAUCCUUUAAGAACAGGCGCGAACAUGUCGCCGCCCACUGCAGAAGUGACGAACGGGGGCCACUUUAUUGCCCGUGCUGCUGGGCUGAGUUCCCGAACGUGAACUUGGUAGUGAAGCACGGUGUCGUCCAUGGUCUGAGUCCCAUGCAGAUGGCGAGGAUGAUGGAAAAUGCCCAGUACUUUAUGAGUAUAAGUUGGGUACCGAAUUAUCAGCCUGAGAAGGGCGUGUCCAUCAAGCAGCCGGCCCCUAUAGAGCUGUACGAAGCGCUGGGUUCCUUGUAUUCUCGCGAUCCGAUACACUGCCUGAACGCACGACAUCGUCCUUUCCGUUUUCCAGCCCGCCAAGACCAGAUGUCGUCGUGCGCAGAGACCCCCGCAUCUCCUUCCUUCACCAGCCCCAAUGCAGACAUCAUUCUACGGACGUCCGAUGGCGUCGACUUUCAUCUUCACAAGCUUGUGCUUGGUCUAGCAUCGGACUUUUUUGGCGGGAUGUUUGGACUGCCCCAGCCAGCGAUCGACGCUGUCGAUGCUCCCUCGAAGCCGAUCAUCCCCGUCGAAGAGACGAGCACCGUCAUGGACUGUCUGCUGAGGAUGUUCUAUCCCGGCGUCACGGCCCCAAAGCUCGAGGACGUGAGCUCCGUAGGGCCGGUCCUACUUGCCGCUCUCAAGUAUGAAAUGAAGGAGCCCGUAACGAGGUUGCGGGUCAAACUCUCUACCUUCGAGGAUCCUCUUCGCGUGUUUGCGUUCGCCUGCCGGUGCAGCGAGCUGGAGCAUGAGGCGCGCCAGGUUGCUGUGGAAUGGUGCGAACAGUCCACAGCGCUCAUCACCGACUAUGUGGAAGAACUGGACAACAUACCCGCCGGCUCGUAUUUUCGCCUGCUGCAUUUCUACACCAUGUACCACGCAGGAAGCAUCCCGGAGGACUACUUGCUUUGCAGCCCGCAACUAUCGCGGUCGCGGACCAGUGACGCUCCUGGCAGCAAGGACUGCACUGUUCUUCCGCCAUUCGACAAACCAUCAUCGAACUCGGAUGUCAUCAUACGCUCCUCCGGAGGCUCUCCCGAGGAUGUUGACUUCUACGUCAAUCGCGAUAUUCUUUCUUUCGCAUCUGCCAAGAUAUGCAAGCUCCUUGAUGAUACCUCGACGCCCCUCAAAAAGGCGCCCGAGGGACAUUGUAUUCUGCCCUCACCGAGCCCUGCGAGGAUCGUGCAUCUUCUCUUGCAGCUCACGUACCCUUUCGUCACACCCGAGUUCCAGGAUUGGGAGACGCUGACGGCUGUUGUCGAGGCGGCAGAGUCGAUGGGGAUGGUGAGGGCGGCGGAGGUCACGAAGAAACGGUGGGUGGAGCAGAUCGAGGCACAUCCCCUGCGCUCGUACUUCGUCGCCAUGCGUAAUGGCUGGGCCGAAGAAGCGCACACUGCGGCCAAGCACGCGCAGCUCGUCUCCGUCGACGAGUACGUGCCGGAGAUGGAGACCGUCCCGGCGCGCACCUACAGGGACUUCCUCAGGUACCGCCAGCGGUGCCGCAGCAUGGUCGUCCGGGCGCGCCGGGAGGUCGUCAGCAAUCAUGAUGCCGACGAGCAGGCCUACGCCGCGUUCUUUAGCGUGGACGACGCAAAGUCGAUGCUGGAUUACAUGUCCCAUCGUGUAUGGGUGCUGUGCGGCGCCGCGGCGGGCUCGUCGCUUCCACAGAGGAAACACCACUCGAAGCCGCUGUCGGCAACAGGCCUCGACGGUAUGUGGCCUGUGAUUGUGGGCCAGCUGCUCGCGGCCUGGACUGGCAGCUGGAGCAACAUGACGAAUAUUGUGUAUCGCUGCGAUGAGCUUGGUGGGGCUGUAGCAGGUACUUUAAACAAGAUGCCCGUAAGUCUGAACGGCACGGGAGGGAGUUUCGUCGCUCACCAGAUAUGUCAGGUUCUGUUGGAAGCUGCCGAGGUCGUUGAUGAGACGUCUGCCCCAGACACCCAAGCUUGA